Messenger RNA from Sycon ciliatum, 1967 nucleotides. Its product is annotated as cyclin-dependent kinase 5-like. Gene Ontology annotation, biological process: protein phosphorylation. Gene Ontology annotation, cellular component: cytoplasm; nucleus. The record is from RefSeq and is a predicted model, not a curated record. Gene Ontology annotation, molecular function: ATP binding; cyclin-dependent protein serine/threonine kinase activity. Lineage: Eukaryota; Metazoa; Porifera; Calcarea; Leucosolenida; Sycettidae.
UAUGUUGUACUUGUAGGUUCAGUUUGAUGAAGGCUCUUACAGUCUCGAGUUUUCUGUUCGUCUUUGUUGAUCAGCACGAGACAACGACUCAUUUGGAUUGUCGCAGAUCGACUUGUUGUCCAUUUCUUUGUAUUUGGCGCUCCUAUUUCCUAGCACACAAUCAUCAUUGUUGCAUUUUGCCUUGGUCAGUCGCCGGGUAGCAAGCCUGUAACUGCAGCGUUUGCGUCUUCUACGCCAUGCAGUCCUAUGAAAAGCACUGCAAAAUCGGCGAGGGCACAUAUGGUGUGGUGUACAAGGCGCGGCAUCGCGAAACUGGGGAGAUAGUGGCGCUGAAGCGAGUCCGUCUGGACGACGACGACGAAGGUGUCCCAAGCUCUGCAUUGCGAGAGAUUUGCCUACUGAAGGAGCUGAAGCACAAGAACAUUGUACGGUUACUUGAUGUCAUACACAGUGAGAAAAAAUUGACAAUGGUGUUCGAAUAUUGCGACCAGGAUUUGCGACGGUACUGUGAUGGGCUGAAGAGUGGGCUGCCUCCAAGUCAGGUCCAAUCCCUAAUGUACCAACUCUUACGUGGAUUGGAUUUUUGCCACGAGUCCAACAUAUUGCACCGCGACCUGAAGCCGCAGAAUCUGCUGGUCAACCGCAACGGCGACCUCAAGUUGGCCGACUUUGGGCUGGCGCGUGCUUUUGGAAUCCCGGUGAAGUCGUUUAGUGCCGAGGUGGUCACACUGUGGUAUCGGCCACCGGACGUACUCAUGGGAGCGAAAAUGUACACAACGUCCAUUGAUAUGUGGUCCGCUGGUGUAAUAUUUGCAGAGAUGUCCAACUGUGGACGACCCUUGUUGCCAGGUUCAGACAUCGAUGACCAGCUUAAGCGCAUCUAUCGCCUUGUUGGCACGCCGACGGAGGUUGACUGGCCAGAGAUGAAGCAGUGUCCAGACUUCAAACAGUUGGCCGUGUACAAUGCUCAGCCGCUGUCGCUGAGCACGGACGCUCGCAACCUACUCUCCAAGCUGCUUAUCUGUAACCCGGAUAGGCGCAUGGCAGCACAGCAGGCACUUCAGCAUCGUUACUUUGCAGAUUGCCCAGCCGCCUAGACUGGGGCAGGCAAUGUGCCGCAGUUGUUGGCAUGGACAUGGCCACGAGUGCCACCCACAGCUGACUGCAUCAUUGUGCGGCUAGUACAGCCACUGUACAGCCACUGUACUUCCGGCGUGCAGUGUAAACAUAUCAUCAACAAACAACGAACAUGUACAUCUGGAUAUACAAUGCACUUGCAAGUCCUUAGUACUUUGUCUGGAGCAGUCACCGUACCCCAGUAGCAGUCACCGUACCCCAGUAUAUUGUGUACGCUGCUCACUGUAUGUGCUGGUCCGGAACCAGUAAGAGCACCAUGUCAGGUGGUACUAUGGCGGAUAUAGUGGCCCUUGACUGUGAAGGAUAGCGUGGAACAUGACUUCUUAGCUUCUAGUGUAAGCCAGCAGCCACUCAUCGGAGCAUUGGUAUGCUUGUGCAGCCGUUUCUUCUGGCAGACUAGCAAGGAGCUGUGAGUAGCUAUGGUACAUGUGUAGCACUCUUUUCUUUCUUGUCCUCGACAAUUCUCAUGAUAACUGAUCAUUUAAAUUCAUUAUGACUAAUUCCUAUUCCUCUGUACAUUAUACUGCUGCUGCUGCUGCUGCUGCUGCUGCUGCUAUUGCACCUAUUGCUUUAUUACUUUACCUCUGCUGUUUUGCAAGGCAGUAGCACUCCUGUGUGCUGUGGCCUCUCCAGCCCUGGGUUGUCUAGUGGAGAGUUGGUGUCAGCCGUGUUCUAAUCUGCAUCAACACACCACCGUUGUCAGUUUCGUAGUUGCUCUUGUUUUUACAUUGUUUACCAUAUUUUUUAAGCGUUAAGUACCGUCUACGGUAUAGCCAUAUUUGGAACAGAUUUAACUCCGGAUCUCAAAAAAAGAUUAUAUUUUUGCUUUA